Messenger RNA from Drosophila persimilis, 739 nucleotides. RefSeq names its product glutathione S-transferase 1 (gene GstE1). Gene Ontology annotation, molecular function: glutathione transferase activity. Gene Ontology annotation, biological process: glutathione metabolic process. Bases 40 to 708 code for a protein of 222 amino acids. The record is from RefSeq and is a predicted model, not a curated record. Lineage: Eukaryota; Metazoa; Arthropoda; Insecta; Diptera; Drosophilidae. The transcript has a single exon.
CGAAAGAAAGAUCAUUUGUAAUUGAAACGUUCAAGCACAAUGUCGAAAAAUAUAAUUCUGUAUGGAAUAGAUAUGAGCCCAUGUGUUCGGGCUGUCCAGCUGACACUGAAGGCACUGGAGCUGCCGUACGAGUACAAGGAGGUGGACCUGCAGAGCGGAGAACAUCUCAGAGAGGAGUUCCUGAAGAAGAACCCCCAGCACACAGUGCCAGUGCUGGAUGACGACGGAACCAUCAUCUGGGACUCCCAUGCUAUAGUCAUCUACCUCGUGGACAAGUAUGGAAAGUCCGAUGAGCUCUAUCCAAAGGACCUGGCCAAACGGGCCGCCAUCAACCAACGGCUGUUCUUCGAUGCCAGCGUCCUCUUUCCCUCCCUGGCCAAUGUCAGCGGGCCCUUCUGGGUGAACGGAGUGAAGGAGGUGCCGCAAGAGAAGCUCGACACCAUCCAUAGGGGUCUAAAGAUGGUGGAAACUUUCCUGGGCAGCAACAAUUACCUCGUGGGCGACUCGCUGACACUCGCCGACAUCUGCUGUGGACCCACGGUGACCUCACUGCCCGCAGCCGUGGAUAUCGAUCCUGCGGUGUAUCCCAAGGUGACUGCUUGGGUGGAGCGCCUCAACAGGUUGGCCUUCUUUGAGCAAAUCAACAGAGCCCCAGCAAAGAACUACUGCGACUUCCUCCGCAGCCAGUGGACCAAGCUGGGUGCAUAAAUGUGGAAAAUAAAUAAAACCCAACCGAGAA